Messenger RNA from Rhizophagus irregularis DAOM 181602=DAOM 197198, 371 nucleotides. The record is from RefSeq and is a predicted model, not a curated record. Lineage: Eukaryota; Fungi; Glomeromycota; Glomeromycetes; Glomerales; Glomeraceae.
AUGGGUUAUCAACAGCUCCUGUGGAAGUGUGGAAGUGUGGAAGUUGGCGAUAUAGAAUUCAUUUGCUCCUUGAAAAAAAAAGUAAAAUCAAAAAUAACUUCAAUUUUCAAAUCGAUGAAAGACAAUAAAGCGUCGUCCAACACAUCAAAAGAGAUAAGAAUAAAUUUAGAGUUGAAGAAAAGUAAAUUAGAAAUUGAAUUACAGGAACUAGGGAAACUAGAGGACAAAAUUCAAAAGAUUAAAGCAGAUCUCCAGAAAAUUGAAGGAGUUCUAAUACGGCCUUACAUGGUCGUGUUCUCAUUAAUUCAAUUUCUAACAUAUAAGUUUUCGCAUCAGUAAAUAAGUAUUUGAUUCUUUUAAUAAAUUUAUUA